UGUCGUCAGCCGAGCUGUCAAGACGUUUUACUUUUGAGAGAAUGUAGAAACAAUUGAUUUUACACGUUUUAUAUUGUUGUUUUUCUGAGAUUAUUUACUUUGUUUAUGAAGAUUACAUACUUGGCCGUUUAACUGUCGCGAUGGCAGCCACGGCCGAACCUGAGCUGUCGGUGGUCGAGCUGAAGGCGGAGAUAGAAAGACUGAGCCGCGAACUCGACCAGGCCAGCAGCGAAAAGAUACAGUCAGCCCAGCUCGGGCUGGUGCUCCUCGAGGAGAAGAGCGCAUUACAGCAAAGAUAUGACGAACUUGAGGGAAUAUACGAGAACACAAGACACGACUUGAAAAUCACCCAAGAGGCCCUUAUGAAACUAGAUACAACACAGAAGGUGACCACGCGAAGUGGUAUAGAACAAGAAAAUGCCCUCCUUAAUGAGUCCGCCGCAAUGGAGAGCUCACUCACACUUCAGAUAUUGGAAUUGGAAGGCGAGACGAAACAGCUGCGACACGAGCUGGAGCGCGUGGUGAGCGAGCGCGACCGCCUGCUCGCAGAGAGUUCAGAGCUGGGGGCGGACAAGGCGAGCCGCGAGUCAGAGCGUGUAGCACUCCGCGCGGAACUGCGCGAGGCCAGACAGCGGGAACAACGACUCCUCGUCGACAUCGGCGACCUCGAGGACGAGAACAUAUCGCUACAAAAACAAGUAUCCGCACUACGAUCCUCGCAGGUGGAGUUUGAAGGUUUAAAGCAUGAAGUCCGUCAGCUACGUGAAGAGGCUGAGAAUGCUCGUGCAGCUGCUGAGGAGACGGCAGCAUUGCGACGCAUCGCUGAGCGGCAGCUGGCCGAAGCGCUGGAAGCGCUGCAGGCCGAGCGGGAAGCUAAAUUUGCAGCCAAGAAAGAGCUUGAUGCACACCUUAGUAGAGAGGCUGCAUACAAUAUCACUAACUUGGCGUACAGUAUACGAGGUAUGCCAGAAGAUAGCACAGAGGAUGAAGGUGAACCGGGCGGAUCGAACGCCGCAGAACUUGCGACUGCUAUGGGUGAUCACCACGCCGAUCUCUUCUCAGAAGUGCAUUUGCAUGAAAUCACACGUCUCGAGAAACAGCUCGAGCAGGCACACAAUGAAAACACUCAACUGUCGGCGUCGAUGCGUGCUGCGCAAGCAACGGCGGAGAACGAAGGCGCGGCGGCUGCUUUACUGCGAGCCGGACUUGUGCGGGCCGCCAGCCGCCUCACAGCGCUUCACGCGCUGCACGGGGACUGCGCGCCGCUGGAGGACGAGAAGGAGAAGUCGUCGGGCGGCGUGAGCGCGCGCGCGGCGCGGUGGUUGACGUGGUGGCGCGUGUCGGGCGGCGAGGUGAGCGCGCUGGCGGCGCAGCUGGCCGAGCUGCAGGCGGCCGCCGCGCCCGCCGACGGCUCGCCCGCCGCGCUGGCGCGCCACGCGCUCGCGCAGCUCGCCGACCGCGUCGCCGAGGCGGAGGUGCGCGCCGCCGCGCUGCACGCCGACGCGGAGCUGCUGCGCACGCUCGCCGGAGGCGCGGGACGAGCAUUGUCGACUGCUGCGCCGGCGCUCGCGUCGGCCGCAGAAACAUUGGCACAGAUUUAUCACCACGUGUGCGCCGUCAACGGAACGCAACCUGAGCGGCUUCUUCUCGAGCACGCCGGCCAGACUGAUGUGGGCGGCGGCGAGGGUCGGUCGGUGGAGGACGAGGCGCUGGCGCUGGCGGCCGGCGAGCUGGAGGGACUGCGCGCCGCCGGCGGCGUGGCGCGCUCCGCAGACACGCUGCUCGACCAGCUCACGCACCUGCGGGCCGCGCUCGACACCGCGCUCGACUCGCGCAACCGGCACCAGCCCGUCAUGGAAACCGAAGAACGCGGUGCCGAAAUGGCAGAACUCCAAGAGCAAGUGAUAAAACUCAAGUCACUGCUGUCGACGAAGCGCGAACAGAUCGCCACCCUGCGAACGGUGCUCAAGUCCAACAAGAACACCGCGGAGGUGGCGCUCGCCAACCUCAAGUCCAAGUACGAAACGGAGAAGACCAUCGUCACGGAGACCAUGCUCAAGCUCAGAAACGAGCUCAGGCUGCUCAAGGAGGAUGCUGCAACGUUCUCAAGUUUACGUGCAAUGUUCGCGGCCCGCUGCGAGGAGUACGUUACGCAGGUGGAUGAGCUGACCCAGUCGUUGUCCGGCGCCGAGGAAGAGAAGAAGACUCUCAACCAGCUGUUGCGGCUCGCUGUACAACAGAAACUGGCGCUCACGCAGAGACUCGAGGAGCUUGAGGUGGACCGCGAGAUGCGCACGCGGCGCGUGCCGAAGGCGGCGGGCGCGACGCGGGCGCGCGGCCGGGAGUUCUAGCGGCUGGUGACGGCG
Achroia grisella is the source of this 2366-nucleotide messenger RNA. It is a transcript of the gene BicD, whose product is annotated as protein bicaudal D. The coding region runs from base 141 to 2351 and encodes 736 amino acids. Gene Ontology annotation, biological process: regulation of microtubule cytoskeleton organization; protein localization to organelle; microtubule anchoring at microtubule organizing center. Lineage: Eukaryota; Metazoa; Arthropoda; Insecta; Lepidoptera; Pyralidae. Gene Ontology annotation, cellular component: cytosol; Golgi apparatus. Gene Ontology annotation, molecular function: dynactin binding; dynein complex binding; cytoskeletal adaptor activity. The record is from RefSeq and is a predicted model, not a curated record. The transcript is spliced from 12 exons.